Molecule: messenger RNA, 612 nt
Organism: Colletotrichum fioriniae
Lineage: Eukaryota; Fungi; Ascomycota; Sordariomycetes; Glomerellales; Glomerellaceae
Source: RefSeq, a predicted model, not a curated record
AUGUCUGAAGUGAUGGCUGGCACGCAGAAGCCUCUGGUCAUCGCAUCUGGAACUCUGAUAGCACGCCAUCCUACCAUGGCCAGCGAAGACACGCCGUACACCCGAGACAUGUUAGCCAUGUCCGAGCGUGCCACUUCUUCUGACCUACUCUUCAAACUGAGCAAGGAAAAGGCGAUCCGCGGAAUGGUCAUUCGCGUACCUCCGAUACACGGCAUCGGAGAUACCGGAAUGCUGGCUGGCAUUGUCAACGCCGUGCGGUCUUCUGGCAAGGCACUUUACGUUGGCAGUGGACAGGCGCGUUGGCCAUCCGCACACCGCGACGAUGUGGCAGUGUUAGCCCGCCUCGUUCUAGAAUCCGGAAAAGCUGGAUCUACUUAUAAUGCCGUUUCCGAGUCAGGCGUGGCGUGGGUAAACAUUAUGGCUGUGAUUGGCAAAGGACUGGGCUUGUCGCCGAUGAGCGGAAGCCCAUUAGAGGUUAAGGAGGCUCUGGGUUUCUUUGCUGAUGUGAUGUCGCUCGAUAAUCCAACGUCUGCGGCAAUGACUAUGAAGGAGCUCGGCUGGGUACCUACUGGGCCGGAAUUACUUGACGACUUAAGAGCAAACUACUUUUGA